AUGAUUGACUGUGUUGGAUGCUCACAAGAUCACUAUCCAAACAAGGACAAAACACAAUGCAUUCCAAAGACAAUAAGCUUCCUGACUUAUGAAGAACCACUUGGGUUGAGCAUAGUGUAUAUUUCUCUCUUUUUCUCUCUGAUUACAAUUUUGGUUCUAGUAAUCUUCAUUAAACAUUGGGACACACCCAUUGUCAGAGCAAACAAUCGGGACCUCACCUACACUCUCCUCACUUCCCUCCUACUCUGCUUCCUCUGCCCAUUGAUCUUCCUCAGCCCACCAGAAAGAAUGAGCUGCCUGCUCCGACAAAUGGUUUUUAGUGUCAUUUUCACAGUGACCGUUUCUUGUCUGUUGGCCAAAACCAUCACGGUGGUUCUGGCCUUUGUGGCCACCAAACCAGGAUCCAGAAUGAGGAAAUGGGUAGGGAAAAGACUGGCAAGCUCCAUUGUGAUUUCUUGUUCCCUUAUCCAAGCAGGCAUUUGCACUGUGUGGUUAGGAAUGUCUCCCCCAUUCUCUGAUUCUGACAAGCACUCAAUGAUGAGAGAAAUCAUUCUAGGUUGCAACGAAGGGUCAGUUGCCCUGUUUUACUGUGUCCUGGGCUACAUGGGCUUUUUGGCCAUUGUCAGCUUUGUUGUGGCCUUUUUUGCCAGGAAAUUGCCUGAGAGCUUCAAUGAGGCCAAAUUCAUCACUUUCAGCAUGUUGUUGUUUUGUAGUGUUUGGAUCUCCUUUAUUCCAGUGUACCUGAGCACCAAGGGGAAAUACAUGGUGGCUGUGGAGAUCUUCUCCAUCUUGGCCUCCAGUGGUGGGAUAUUGUGUUCCAUCUUUGCUCCCAAAUGCUACAUUAUUAUUCUGAGGCCUGACCAGAAUAUCAGAGAUGUGGUGCCAAAGAACUACCAGCAUAUUCUGGCCUUGGCCUUUGCUGUCAAGGAGAUCAAUGAGAACUCCAAGAUCUUGCCUAAUAUCACCUUGGGAUUCCACAUCUAUGACAGUUACUUCAAUCAAAGGAUGACCUACCUGGCUGCUCUGAACCUUCCCUCCACACUUAUGUCCAACUACAAGUGUAACACCCAGAGACAUCUGAUGGCAGUUAUUGGGGGACUAGACUUUGAUACCUCCGUCUACUUGGCAGACAUCUUGGGCAUCUACAAGAUCCCCCAGGCAGGCCUGCAGUUCUCCACAGGCGGCCUCCAGAUUGCUGACAUGGGGCCAAGGCCAGGCUGCAAUGUAGAGGAGCAGGCCAGUGGAAUCUGCACUGGAGAGGAGAAGCUGGAAAAUCUUCCUUCGUCUGGUUUUGAGAUGAGCAUGACUGGCCACAGCUACAGUCUCUAUAAUGCUGUCUAUGCCAUAGCACAUGCUCUACAUGCCAUGUUCUUGCCCAAAUAUAGGGCAGCGGUGGAAGGAGGGAUGCAGGAGCUUCAAAUGCUGCAGCCUUGGCAGCUUAUGUAG
This is a messenger RNA of Lacerta agilis (Sand lizard), 1446 nucleotides long. Its product is annotated as vomeronasal type-2 receptor 26-like. NCBI's taxonomy places the organism in Eukaryota, Metazoa, Chordata, Lepidosauria, Squamata, Lacertidae. Bases 1 to 1446 code for a protein of 481 amino acids. Gene Ontology annotation, biological process: G protein-coupled receptor signaling pathway. Gene Ontology annotation, cellular component: membrane. Gene Ontology annotation, molecular function: G protein-coupled receptor activity. The transcript has 5 exons. The record is from RefSeq and is a predicted model, not a curated record.